Messenger RNA from Lytechinus variegatus (green sea urchin), 1582 nucleotides. RefSeq names its product transmembrane protein 70, mitochondrial-like. Gene Ontology annotation, cellular component: mitochondrial membrane. The transcript has 2 exons. Bases 114 to 953 code for a protein of 279 amino acids. Gene Ontology annotation, biological process: mitochondrial proton-transporting ATP synthase complex assembly. NCBI's taxonomy places the organism in Eukaryota, Metazoa, Echinodermata, Echinoidea, Temnopleuroida, Toxopneustidae. The record is from RefSeq and is a predicted model, not a curated record.
UUCACUUUGCCAUAUAAACCAAGAUGGCAGCUUCCAUGAGCAAAAUGUGAGCUCUGGUUACGACUUCUGAUUUCUCUGCUUUUUGAAAAUCAGAUAAGACUUGAAAAACAAGGAUGAAUAAUAAGUACUGUUUAAAAUCUUUGCAGCGGAUUGCUUCUUCAUGUUUUAAUCUGAGGCAGGCUAAAGUACAAUAUUCGUCAUGUCUACAACACCGGUGGACUUGCGCCCAAGCCCACCCCCAAAUUGGGGCCCAAUCAUCGCUUGGCCACCGAGGCCGAUCAUGCACGCCUACCAUCUCCCGUGGAAAUGUUCUGUUCACGGAUAAAACAAGGCAGUGGGAGCAGGUGCUUCAUCCUUACUUUAUCGUCCCUGUUCGGCAAGCAUCCUCCUCCACAGACUUUAGAGAUCAAGAAGGUAGUCGCAUCUCCAAAGCUUAUCUCGGUGACAACUUGGGUAUCUCGGUACAGAAGCAUGAUGGAAAUCGCCUCAUCUAUGAAGUGCGUGGGCAGGCCAUGCUCCGAUUCGUGACCCUGUCGUUCUACGCUACAGCAGCAGUUGGACUGUACCUUGCGCCUGACUUCAUCUCCAGUGCAUUAGACAAUGAUGUCGUCAACACAGAGACAAUCGUCAACCUGACAGCAGUGGGCUUUGCUGUGGUCGGACUUCCAACAUUACUCCGCAUGUUGUCUAAGAGGCUUGUCUUGAAACUGUACCACAAUGAGGCCAGAGAGACGUACAUGGCUGUCACUCAGUCUCUCUUGCUUACAAACAAAUUUACAACUUUUUCUCUUGAAGAUGUGGUGGUGAAAGAGAAUAAAAGCAUUUUGAGCAAAGUUUUCAAUUUGACUACGUUCAAAGCAAAAAAAGACCCUAUGCAUGUGAAUCCGUAUAACUUCAAGCUUCCUAGUGACUAUAAUCAUUUAUUAGGGUACGAUAAAGACUUACAUGCUUGACUGUGGUGGCUUCUAAAUAAGUGAUCUGAAUUUUGGAUUACUUACACGUAACCCCGAGUGAGUGUUUUUUUAAUAUUCAGGGAGCCUUUAUUCGAUUUUUCGUAUAAUCAGCAGACAUGAUUCAUGAAUUAAGUGUUCUUUCAAAAGAGUACCGAAGCGUUCUUUCAAAAGAGUACCGAAGCGAAGACGUCAGUUACCAUGGUGUCAUGGUGGCCUGGUUCUAAACAAAUGAAUUUGGAGCGUGUUUCUCAUACAUGUGCAUGAAGGAGAAAAUGGCUGCUAACAGAAUUUCAUCGCUUGCAACCUCAGAUGGUAAUUUUUGCAAAGACAAAUGUGUAUAGACGAUCAUCAGCUGCAACUCUGUUUAGAACCAGCUGGUUCAUUGUCAUGACAGUGACGUCACACUUCGGUACUCUAUAUAUGCAUUGAACCAGUGUUGAUGUCAAAGCAGUGCACAUGUUUCUUUCAGAAUGAUGCUGCACUGACACUAGAGCUGCUCUGAGGCAAAUGCCUUAAUGUGUACCUUUUGAUUAAACUGUUUAUUCUUAUUCAUGUUUAUUAUACAUCUGAGCAAGUGAAGAAAGUAUCCCCCCCAAAAAAAAAAAAGUAUCUUUUGACUUGAAAUAUUU